Messenger RNA from Toxorhynchites rutilus septentrionalis, 837 nucleotides. RefSeq lists its product as uncharacterized. The record is from RefSeq and is a predicted model, not a curated record. Bases 1 to 837 code for a protein of 278 amino acids. NCBI's taxonomy places the organism in Eukaryota, Metazoa, Arthropoda, Insecta, Diptera, Culicidae. The transcript has 2 exons.
AUGGAAAAAUGUUCUCGCGCCGCGGGCCCGCAGUUUUUUCUACCACACGACGCUAUACGUCGACCAGACAGUACCACGACCCAAACCAGAGUCGUCUUCGAUGGCAGCAGCAAGUCUCAGGGCCAACUGUCGAUUAAUGAAGUGCUCUUCACCGGACCAACGGUGCAGCCAGCAUUACUUGCCGUGGUGGUAAACUUCCGGAUGCCGAAAUUCGUGUUUAAUGCCGACGCAGAAAAAAUGUUCCGGCAAGACUCCUUGCUGGCCUUGAGAAUCUAUCAACUAAAGACAGUAACGUACGGACUCGCCAGCUCCCCCUAUCAAGCAGCCCGUGUACUCAACAAACUUGCGGAGGACGACGGUAACAAUUAUCCGCUUGCUGCACCGAUUGUCACAAAGCGAUUCUACGUCGAUGACGUGCUUGCCGGAGGUGACCAUCUGGAGGAGGUUGCCGAAGCUUGUCGGCAGCUGCAGCAACUUCUAGCACGAGGAGGUUUCACGCUAAGGAAAUGGAGCGCAAACGAUGCAAAAGUGCUGCAGCAUACUCCUUGCGAGCUUUGGGGAACAUCUACUCAGACAGAGAUUGGUCGAAAUACGGUAACAAAGGCACUCGGGCUAUUGUGGAACCCAACCACUGAUCAAUCCGGAUUUCAGGUUCCCAUGUUUAAGGAUAUAGACGUCGUCACCAAGCGCAUAGUGGUCUCAGAAAUGUCCCAGCUCUUCGAUCCGCUGGGGCUUUUGGGACCUGUGAUAAUCAGCGCCAGGAUAUUCGUUCAGGGAGUUUGGGCGAACUUGGGUGUGACUUGGGACGAAGAGCUGCCUGAAACAGAAAGUUGCUGA